AUGAAAGUAGUCGACUUACGUAAAGAACUAAAAACUCGUGGGCUCUCGUAUGCUGGCGACAAAGCUGAAUUAAUCACCAGGCUCCAAGCAGCGAUUUCUCAAGAUGAGCACGGCGACAUUAAUUUAGACUCUGAUGAAAUUGACUCAGAUGGAGUGUUAGAAGAUGAGGAUGAUAAAAGUCAAACUGAUAUAUUAGAUGAUACUGCAGUUGAUCCUUUGAAUGAAGAGUUGGCGCUUUCUGAUCAACCCGCUUCCAAAACCACUAAUGAGACUAAACCCCAGCGUAUACUGAAACGAAAGAUUACAGCUACUAGUAUAGAGCCUUCCAAAGAAACAGGUGAAACCAAACCAGCAGAAACCAAGGAAACUACUGCCAAAAAGAUUGUAUUACAUAGAGCCAUAUCAAUUUCAUCUGCUCAUUCAGAAAAAGCAGAGGAAAGUGAAACAAAUAAUCAAAAAGAGGGCAGUGAAGCCACUAACAACAAAAUAAAAAUAACUGCUGAUGUAGAUACUAAGACAAGACUGGAGCUAAGAGCUAAAAGAUUCGGUUUACCAAUAAAAAUGAGUGAAGAUGAAAGGAAAGAAGCAAGAAAACAGAGAUUUGGACAAAGUAACUCUAAUAUAACUAAAAAUAUCACAGGGCCCCCUUCUGGUACAUUAACUGAAAACAUGGAAAAACUCAGAAAACGAGCAGAACGGUUCGGACAAUCAGUGUCAAAGAUAAUGACUGAUAUUGAAAAAAAAGAACGUCUAGAAAAACGAAAAGCCAAGUUUGGAGGUUUAGCCUAA
Messenger RNA from Arctia plantaginis, 789 nucleotides. Lineage: Eukaryota; Metazoa; Arthropoda; Insecta; Lepidoptera; Erebidae. The record is from the annotation of a GenBank genome assembly.